Messenger RNA from Pyrus x bretschneideri (Chinese white pear), 547 nucleotides. Its product is annotated as protein BRICK 1. Lineage: Eukaryota; Viridiplantae; Streptophyta; Magnoliopsida; Rosales; Rosaceae. Bases 101 to 364 code for a protein of 87 amino acids. Gene Ontology annotation, cellular component: SCAR complex. Gene Ontology annotation, molecular function: protein-containing complex binding. The record is from RefSeq and is a predicted model, not a curated record. Gene Ontology annotation, biological process: actin filament organization; cell motility; regulation of actin polymerization or depolymerization. The transcript has 3 exons.
GAACAGAGCAGUCUGUAGAUGAAGCAAUAAUCAAUUUUGUACUGAGUUUGUUGGAUGGUUGAUUUCCCUGGUGUGAGAGAGAGAGAGGGAGAGAUCAGAGAUGGCGCGGGCAGGUGGGAUAACAAACGCAGUGAACGUAGGGAUAGCGGUCCAAGCCGAUUGGGAAAAUCGCGAGUUCAUCUCCCACAUUUCUCUCAACGUCCGCCGCCUCUUCGAUUUCCUUGUCCAAUUCGAGGCCACGACAAAGAGCAAAUUGGCGUCAUUAAACGAGAAGCUUGAUGUAUUGGAACGUAAACUAGAACUUCUUGAAGUUCAAGUGGGUACUGCAUCAGCCAACCCUUCACUUUUUGCUCGUGAUGCUUAGCAGAUCAUGCCAUUGUCAUAGACUAUAGCAUACACGGGUUUCCUAUCCGUGGCAACAAAACAAAUCAUUCACAAAGGACGGGUGAAAAGCAUUCACUAUCUUGGCUCUGGAGGAGCCAUUUGUGACAAAAUAGAUGACGGUUCUGAAGGAGUGGGUGGCGGAAUCCUUCUCUCCAUCACCAUG